Molecule: messenger RNA, 3511 nt
Organism: Salmo salar (Atlantic salmon)
Lineage: Eukaryota; Metazoa; Chordata; Actinopteri; Salmoniformes; Salmonidae
Source: RefSeq, a predicted model, not a curated record
GGUUGAUUUUCAAAUUUAAAUACAGUUUCUCUGAAAGGUAAUAAUUUAUAUAUGUUGGAUUCCCGUCACCAUCUUAACCAAAAAUCUAAGUUAAAGAAUAGGACUAAGGCAGUGGCACAGAUGGAACUAUCCAAGCGGUAGGUACAUCUCCUUAGAAUGUUGAUAUUUGGUUGCGUUGAAAACCAAACACAAUUCAAUAUCACUUUUGUAAUACAGUAACUAGCCUAUUAACUCGUUGACAAGUUAACAAACUAUAUAUGGGAUUCACGUUUCCAACUCAACCAAAAAUCUAAGUUAAAGAAUAGGACUAAGCCAGAUGAAACUAUCCAAGAAGUAGAUACAUUUCCUUAAAAUGUUGAUAUUUGUUUGUGUAACAUCCAAAGGAAAUUCAAUAUUACUUUUAUGAUAACCUUCAGGCUAUUUACUGUAUCUUCCAAACUUAUGUAACAGUAUUUAUUCAACCUUAAAAUGAGUAAAAUAUCCAUGGCCUCAUUUUGGGGUUACUUUAACUUUUUUAUUUUAUUUUAACCUCUAUUUAACUAGUCAAGUUAAGAACAAAUUCUUAUUUACAAUGAUGGCCUACACCCCCGGGCAAGCCCUCCCCUAACCCGGACAAUGCUGAGCCAAUUGUGCACUGCCCUAUGGCACUCCCAAUCACGGCUGGUUGUGACAUAGCCUUGGAACGAACCAGGGUCUGUAGUGAUGCCUCUAGCACUGCAUUGCAGUGCCUUAGACCACUAUGCUACCCAGGAGGCCCUCAUACAUAGCUUUUACAAAGUUCUUAGAGAUGUAUGUUCAGGACAACAUGCAAAGGUGGCAGGUCUGUGGAGAUCUUCACAAUUGCUAUAAUAAUCUGUGCAGAAUCUUAAACAGCAUUGACCAUCAUGUAACCUCAACUGCAAUUCUGUUAAUUUGGCUAUCAGUGAUAACACAUUCAGUUGUUGUAUAAAUAAACAAAAUAUCUGACAUUGUUUUCCCAUUUUGAACUUUGUUGUGCUUGUAAAUGGUUGAAAGCACAGUAAUAGCACAUUUGGGAAUUCAACAAACAUUUAGCUGCCUUUUUGAAUGGGUGAAUAUAUUUUAGGUUGUAAUCUCAUUUAUCAACGCCUCAACCAAAUAUCACCCAAUUGUCAUAUUGAGAUGACAGUGUGCCCAGUGGGUAGUUCAUGGUCCAGUAGAGACAUCAGCAUUUCGGAUUUGUUUCAAUAGCCACUGCUAACAUUAGCCACUGCUAACCAAAAAACAACCGUGUCCAACAAAUUAAUUUAUUUUAUUGUAUGUAAUCUGAAUUUGGUCAUCAAGUUUGAACAUGUUGAACUUUCCCUCUUUUGCAUAGCAGUGUUAGCUCAAGUUAGCAGUGGCUAUUUAAACAAAACCGAACCGUGUAUGACAGUUUCUCUGUGGAUGACGGACUACUUUCAGGGUAAAUGCAACAGAGGUAAGUUUUAAAAAGUGAAGAUAUCCUUUAAUGUUAUUGUUGUUUCAUAGUUAUGUUGACCUGAAUUAUAAUACAUUAGGGCCAGAGUGUUUCUUGACCUUGUGACCUAACCAGGAAAAAUGUAUCCUAGUUGAUAGUUAUUCAGCCAACAUCAUUUAUUAUGGUCAUUGCUACAUACUCCGUGCUUCAUGCUGUCUUUGCAACUUCCUAUUACUGCCAGGUCACUCCCAUCAUUUUGAUGGUCCAUAGCUUGACUUUUAUUCUCAACUGCUAGGUUCUUCCUCAAGUUCAGCAAUGUAUGAGAUAAAGAUGUCAGGAGUGGUUGUACAGGCUGUCACAGGGGACAUUACCAAAGAGACUACGGAUGUCAUUGUCAACUCCUCCAACUCCUCCUUCAGCCUCAAGUCAGGGGUGUCUAAAGCCAUUCUGGACACGGCUGGUCCGACUGUGGAGACUGAAUGCCAACAACUCGCCGAGCCUAACGAAGGCAUGAUAAUGACAAAGCCAGGCAACCUGCAGUGUAAGAAGAUCAUCCACUUGGUUAACCAGACAGACACGAAGAAGAUCCAGCAGUCUGUUGAAGGUGCACUCAAAAUGUGCACACAGAAUAACUUCACAUCCAUAUCUUUACCUGCUAUUGGCACGGGCCAAGGCAACAUACAGCCGAGUGAAGUGGCAGACGCCAUGUUGGAUGCUGUUGUGGAAGUGGUGGGCAAGAAGUCCCAGAACUCCCUGAAGCUUGUCCGAAUGGUCAUCUUUCAGCCUGCCAUGCUUAAUGAUUUCCACACAAGUAUGCUUAAAAAGGAAGGCAUUGACAUUCAGGAAAAGGAGGGCUUUUUCCAAAAUGUUUUAUCAUUCUUUACCAGAAGGAAAGUUGAUAAUGCACAACAGAAUGAAGUCAUUGAAAUUGAGAGCCAGGACAUGGAUCCUGCUUGCUUCCACAUCUGUGGUGUGUCGCAGGCCCACGUUGAUCAUGCCAAGCAAGUGAUCAAGGACCUCAUCGUGAAAGAGCAAGACUUCAACCUCAUCAAUGACAAAGCCCUCUUCAGCCUAUCAGAAUUGGAGCUGCAGAACAUCUAUGACAUGCAGACCGCCAUGGACGUGAGCAUAAGUUUUCACAAAUCUUCCCAAGAGGAGGCUAAACUCACCAUAGAGGGUCUCAGCAAAGACGUGCUCAAGGCUUCCAAUGAGAUCCAUGAGAUGCUGAAAAAGGUCCGGCCCGAAGAGACUUUUAAAGAUGUCCCCCAGCACUGGGAUGACAUGCCAGCCAACACUCCAUGUCUGUCAUUCCCCAUUCAACCUCAAACCCAAGAGCAUAUUGACGUACUAAAACAAUUUGAGGAUACUUGCAAGAAGAAUGUUCUAAAGAUCGAGAGGAUCCAGAACAGAAGCCUCUGGGGGGGCUUUCAGAUCAAGAAGAAAGACAUGGAGGUCAGGAACGGUCACCAGAACAAUGAGAGGAAGCUCUUCCAUGGAGCCUGCCACACAACCAUAGAUAAGAUUAACGAGCUUGGCUUCAAUCGGAGCUACGCUGGGAAAAAUGCUGCAUUGUAUGGAGAUGGCACCUACUUUGCUGUCAAAGCAAAUUACUCUGCCAGUGACACAUACUCAAAACCGGAUCCCCAAGGCCAGAAGUACGUGUACCUAUGUCGAGUUCUGACUGGAGAUUUCACAACAGGAAAACAGGGGAUGAAAGUACCUCCACCUAAAAGCACCACAACUAUUCAGCUCUAUGACAGUGUGACAGAUGGUGUAUCUCCACCAUCCAUGUUCAUAAUCUUCCAUGACAAUCAGGCAUAUCCUGAGUACUUGAUCACUUUCAAGUAGGUGUGGGCGAUGUGGCCAAUACAUUGUCUCUAUCUUUUACAACUUUUUGAUCAUACUGAUACAUAAUAAAUUAAAUCUCAAUAUGUAAUUAGUUAUCUGUAACUCAUGUGGUUUAGCUGAAGUGUAAUAUCCAAAACCAAAAUCCCACUGGGCAAAAGCUGGUUGAAUAAAUGUUGUUUCCACGUCAUUUCAACCAAAAGAAUCCGUGAAGACGUCUGAAUCAACGUGGAAAACUGAUUAGAUUUG